AUGACUAUUCUAACGUGUUCGUCGUUCGACGGAAAGUCGGGUAAAGUAUCGUUGAUCAGUGUCGAAUUCCGCCAUGGUCAGACCCAGCCUCCGCCGCCGUAUAAGCCCGAGUUGUUGAAGACUGGGGACGAUGGUUUGCCGAACUCUACAAACGACAAUGACGACGAGCGCAUGUGCAUGCAACUUUUGGACGACUUGAUCACUGAAACAACGUUGUUAAGAAUAUGUGGGUUUAUGAUUUUACUGGCAUUAUUUGCAACCUUCUGCACGCUACAAUUAGCUCAUAACUUUCAGGGCAUGCCAGUGGUUCUACAGGAUACCGAGGACAACUCCGAAAUGGUUUUUACAUGUUACCCGUCGUAUGCAUUUGCUGAGAGCGACACGCUUUUUUUGCCAGACUCUGCACCACCGAGUUCCAAAAACAUCGACCCCGUGGAGGGAGUCAUUAGAAAGGCGUCACUGUACACCAUCAAGUCGGCCCGGUUCUUGCUUGUGAUUGACUCUAGCGUCAACAUUACUGGCAUCGUUGACUUUGAUAGCCAACGCUGUUACGUUAUGCAGCUGCUUCACAAUUCUUUUGAGCCACGGGAGUCCCUGUGCAAUACGUUGCUUGAAUUGUCACCAGGACACUAUUCUUUGGACAACAUUAACGACAUUCUCAGUCACUUUCACGUGGUCAACCCGGCCAUCACUAAUCUUUAUGAUUACGGCACGUACAUUUCUAAACACUGUACUUACUAUCUCACUUUCAAAAUGGAAAGAUACAUUGCGACCAAUUCCCUAUACGAAGUCUACUGA
Molecule: messenger RNA, 798 nt
Organism: Macrosiphum euphorbiae (potato aphid)
Lineage: Eukaryota; Metazoa; Arthropoda; Insecta; Hemiptera; Aphididae
Source: the annotation of a GenBank genome assembly